CACUUUCAUUCUCCGUCGUUUCAACCGUCGUAAACACACUCACCAUUCAUCACUACACUUGCAUGCACACGCGCCGGCACAAAGCCGCGCGUGAAGGCCAGACUCAUAUACAAUCACCAUAUCAUGACUGUUACCACCUUCGUCACGUUACUAUUCGUCGUUUUAAUCUCUAUUUCCAUUGUUUCAAGCGAGAAUCAUGACUUUCACGGUGCAGUGUUCAACGUGAGAUCUAAAUUCUCCGCGAAGGAUCGGUCGAUUAGUUCUCUUAAAGCUCACGAUAGUUACCGUCACCUUAAACGUGUUGUUGACGCCGGUGUUGAUGUUCAUAUCGGUGGAAGCGGUCGUCCUGAUUCGGUUGGGCUUUACUAUACCAAAAUCGGAAUAGGAACACCGCCAAAGGAAUACCAUGUGCAAGUGGAUACAGGAUCCGAUAUAAUGUGGAUCAAUUGCAUACAAUGCCAAGGGUGCGUUAAUAAAGGCUAUCAUGGGCUGGAUCUUACACAGUAUGAUCCAAACGCUUCGUAUACUGAAAAACCGGUGACAUGUCAAGAAGAGAUUUGCAAGGACAUCAAUGGGGUUACAGACACAGUUCAUGGUUGCAAGGCUAAUGCAUCUUGUUUCUAUAACGAGAACUACGGAGAUGGGAGUAACAGUAUGGGUUACAUGGUUAAAGACGUAGUCCAAUACGACAGUGUGUUCGGUGACUUAAUAACUCAGCUGGAAAAAGCAAGUGUUAUUUUCGGGUGUGGUACUAUACAAACUGGCACCAUAAAUUCUUCUGAUGAUGCGCUUGAUGGAAUUCUUGGUUUCGGAAAUUCAAAUGCGUCUGUCAUAUCGCAGCUGGCUUCUUCUGGGAAAGUGAAAAGGAUGUUUGCGCAUUGUUUAGAUAGUGAUAACGGUGGUGGCAUUUUCGCAAUUGGGCAUGUUGUUCAGCCAAAAGUUAAUUCAACACACUUGAUCCAGGAGCAGGGACAUUACACUGUCAAUGUGACGGGAAUUGAAGUUGAUGCAGAGUUUUUGAAUCUUUCAACGUAUGCGCAGCAUGGAGGAGUAGAGAAGAGAAGGGCGAUUAUAGAUAGUGGUACAACAUUGGCAUAUCUCCCAGAAGUGAUCUACAAGCCAUUGGUGAAUAAGAUAAUAACAGGGAGGCUUGAUAUGAGACACCUAUAUCCUCAUGACGGGUAUACUUGCAUGGACCUCUCUGGAAGUCUUGAUGGUGAAUUUCCUGCAGUCACAUUCCAUUUUGAAAGUUCACUUUCGUUGAAGGUUUAUCCUCACGAUUAUCUGUUUGCCUAUGAUGGUUUAACUUGUUUGGGGUGGCAAAAGAAUGACAUGGGUUCUAAAGAUAUAAGGGAAACAAUUGUAUUGGGAGAUUUUAUACUCUCGAAUAAGCUGGUCUUGUAUGAUCUUGAAAAACAGACAAUUGGAUGGACCGAGUACAACUGCUCUUCAAACAUCACAAUUAUGGACGACAUCAGCAAAUUCUUAUAUUUAGUUGGCUCUCAUCGUAUAUCAUCGGCUUUCAGCUUGGUUAUUCAUAGGUCUAUAACAUUCAUGUUGUUGGUUUCUCUACUGAUAAUUCAUGCUAAAUAGUUAACUAAUAAUACAUUAAUAAAUUAAUCGUGGUGUGAAACAUACAUGUAACAACAACACCUUUAAUAAUAACAACA
Molecule: messenger RNA, 1670 nt
Organism: Helianthus annuus (common sunflower)
Lineage: Eukaryota; Viridiplantae; Streptophyta; Magnoliopsida; Asterales; Asteraceae
Product: aspartic proteinase-like protein 2
Exons: 10
Coding region: 124-1593 (489 amino acids)
Biological process (GO): proteolysis
Molecular function (GO): aspartic-type endopeptidase activity
Source: RefSeq, a predicted model, not a curated record